AUGGAGAAGGAAACAGAACUUGCUAAAAAAUCAAAUAAACGAUUAGAAGAUAACACUAUAAAUAAAAUGGAAAAUAGUAGUUCAACAACCGAUAUUGUAGCGACUGUAGAAAAGGGUAUACAGAACUGGUCCCUUUGCCAGGGAUGCCAGAACAAAUUAGAGAGCUGUACAAAUAAUAUACUUGCAGUAGCAAUUACAAGAUCGGAGCUGGAUAUCCUGGAAAGGGACAUGCAAGUCCUCAGAGACGCAGUGAUCGCAAGAGAAGAAGCUUGGGACAAAGCAAUGGAACAGGAACAAACGUAUCGUCAGCAAAUACUCAGGCUAACAUGUGAGACUAUUACUAUUCGUCAUAUACAAGAAUCACGUGAACAAGAAUUGAGAACUAUUAAGGAUGUUUUGAAAGAGAAGGAAAACGACUUUAAGAACCUGCAAAAGAGGGAGAACAGUCUAAGGAAGAUCGUAACGAAGCUUCACAAGCACCAAAGAGAUCAAGAAGGGAAUCUCGGAAAUUCUCCGACGUUAGAAUUGACUGAAAAAGAGCAGAGAAUGAUCGAGGAGUGCUCGAGACAAGUAUUAUCCAGCUUGAAAGGAAAACAGAAAAUAAAAUCACGAGGAUAUACAGUAAGUGAGAAGAACAUCCCUACUGAAUCACAACGUACGAGUCCUCGAAAUAAUAGUAGCAGUAAUAAGAAUACGAGUCAGGCUAAAGACUAA
This is a messenger RNA of Polistes canadensis, 714 nucleotides long. RefSeq lists its product as uncharacterized. The record is from RefSeq and is a predicted model, not a curated record. NCBI's taxonomy places the organism in Eukaryota, Metazoa, Arthropoda, Insecta, Hymenoptera, Vespidae. The coding region runs from base 1 to 714 and encodes 237 amino acids. The transcript is spliced from 5 exons.